GAAAAGUUUCCUGAUCUCGCUUCCUGGUUCGCCUCCUUCGACUACGUCUUCGAUGGUUGCCAUGGUGAUAAAUUACAGCUCUCGCUCAUAGCUGCAACUUCCUCGAGUGGCCGCCCACUGUCAACACACACAUCCGCUCCGGGCGCGACGUGGAUCGGCGAACAGCGCCUCAGUCCUCGGUGCAUGCGCAGUCCGUCCGGUGCUUCUUCAAAACAAGCAAAACUAAAGCGCUGAGUGCAGAUUGGAGGUUUUUUUGUGGGUUUCCAAGUCGGCAUGCAGGACACAGGCUCGUUUGUCAGCCCCUUCCACAGACCGCGGUGUCUGGCGGCGGCGGCUCCGGCGGGGCGAGCCAAACUCACCCACCCGGGGAAAGCGAUCCUGGCCGGUGGAAUCGCAGGUGGCAUCGAGAUCUGCAUUACAUUCCCCACAGAGUAUGUGAAGACUCAGCUACAGCUGGACGAGAAGGCCAAUCCUCCCAAAUACAGAGGGAUAGGUGACUGUGUGAAGCAGACGGUGCAGAGUCAUGGUGUGAAAGGGCUGUACAGAGGACUCAGCUCCCUGCUGUACGGAUCCAUCCCCAAGUCUGCCGUCAGAUUCGGGGUGUUUGAGUUCCUCAGUAACCGAGCCCGAGAUGAGUCCGGCCGGCUGGACAGCACCAGGGGUCUGCUGUGUGGCCUGGGCGCCGGUGUGAUGGAAGCUGUCGUGGUGGUGUGUCCCAUGGAAACUGUCAAGGUGAAAUUCAUCCACGACCAGACGUCGGCGAACCCCAAGUAUAAAGGCUUUUUCCACGGAGUUCGAGAGAUAGUCAGAGCACAAGGUCUGAGAGGGACGUACCAGGGACUCACUGCCACGGUCCUUAAGCAAGGCUCCAACCAGGCCAUCCGGUUUUACGUGAUGACGUCACUGAAGAACUGGUACAAAGGUGAUGACCCCAACAGAGCAAUGAACCCUCUGGUGACCGGAAUAUUUGGAGCCGUAGCCGGGGCAGCCAGCGUUUUUGGAAACACCCCGCUUGAUGUCAUCAAGACCAGAAUGCAGGGUCUGGAAGCACACAAAUACAAGAGCACGGUGGACUGUGCCGUCAAGAUCCUGAGGAACGAGGGCGUGGCGGCUUUCUAUAAGGGAACAGUCCCCCGCCUGGGCCGUGUCUGUCUGGACGUGGCCAUUGUUUUCAUCAUCUACGAGGAGGUGGUCAAGGUGCUGAACACAGUCUGGAAGACCGACUAAACACCUGGCUGUCACUCGGAGCCGACGACAGCUUUCUGCUGCGCCACACACAGAUCUGAGUUUGCUGAGCUGCUGAGAGACCGGAACUGAAACUCCUACUGUGCCUGGUGGAGAUGAAACAGAAGCCUGCCAGUCGUGUUUGUGUCUCCCUCUGCUGCUCAGCACAGACAGGGUCACAUUCACGGAGCAGUUCUGCAAAUAAUGAUGAAAAGUCCUCAAAAUCCAGAAGUAAAAGGAAGGCCAAAGUGCGUCUGAGCUUUAAUAGUUCAUUGGUUGACUUGCUGCUUUUUUAAUCUUGAUUGAAUUAUUGUUUUUUUAUUUCUUAAUAAGGUUAUAAUCAGGAGAAAGUGGUACUAAUGUAAGUAAAUUCAUGUUGUGUCCUGACCCAGUGUUCAUCACCAAGCCUUAUCUUAGUAAUUUCACUGCAGGCUGAUUAUUUUUAUAAAAUGGAGAAUGGAAUUUACCAUACUGACAGCAUGACAGUUCAACAUAUACAGUAUAUAGAUGAUGUCUGUGCCAACAGCUAUGAACGUGUAUCAGAACAAACAGAAGAAUGAUCAGUAAUUACACUGUGACCUAUUUUAGUAAUAAUUUAUUAAAUGUUGAAUGUAGCGGUUGUGGCUUGAAAAAGGUGCUGUCGUGUUUUUCUGUGAAGAUAAUUGCUGUAUUUCUCUGUGAGUCAUAAUCGGACUAAUGAGCGUAACACUUGGUUAUUUACCCUCUUCAAACAUUUUGUUUACAUCAUGCAUUCCUACAUGUUUCAUUCAUUUCCUUUACUUUAAACACUCAUGUGCCUUUUCUGUCUGGAUGUUUGGUGCCGAAAGAAAAAUCCAGUGGUGUGCCUGGGUACUGCCAACUAAUAAAUGGCUUUGUUGCACCUUUAGUGUUGGUGUUGGUGUCAUUCAGAGUCUAGAUAACAGCUAAACUUGGUCAUUGCCAUGUGAAGACAAAAAAGACACUGAGGGAUUCAUCUGUCUUCCAUUAUAUUUAGGAUUCUCUGUAUUGCAACCUCGUGAAUCAGGGUGGUGGAGUCAAACUACCCUUCAUCUUGGGAGUGUGAUGUAGGACAGUGAUAAAGUUUAUUGCAACUUCAUUCAAAUAGGUUGAAAAAAAGAUAAUUGCUUGUAGUGACCAAGGAUGGACUUUAAGUCACAACUUGAAUUGCAAUAUAAGAUUAGAUAGAUUAAGGUGAAUAAGCAAGGAAUAAGCAAGGGGGCAACUUCUUCCACCUGGAGACUCUCUCACUAUACUUAGAUUUCAUUUGAAUUUCAUUUAGGUCUGUAUUUAUACUGUACCGUAUAUGACCUAUGAGCAGUAUGUUUAUAUAUAUAUAUAUAUAUAUAUAAACGUUUUUUAAAUAUAAAUAAAUAUACUGAAAAGUAUACCUUUGACCCUUGACAUUUUAUUAAGUCCACUUGAUGAAGAGGUCAAGAAUCAAAUUGUAAUAAAUAUAUUUUAGAUUACUUGCUACAUGUAGGCUAAGCUAAAUCUUACACCUGCAGGCUAAUAACUGGGAUGCCAAGUGAAACUGUUUUGGAUGACAAACUUUAAAUAAAUGUGUUCAUUAAAUCCUAACAAACAUUCACCUCUUGUUUCCCAUUACCCUUCACAUUAACAUUUUUGCUUCAUCUAUCAAUAUCUUCCAACCACACCAAAUGCAUGCAACAAUCCUUGGUACAUGAAGACAACAUGAAGUUAACGUGAAGACCUCUUGAUCAUUGACAUGAUCUUUUUAUUGAAGUGGCUCAGUGUGUCUUUGAAUUUGGUGCAAUAAACAGAAACUUGUUGUUUCUCUGU
This is a messenger RNA of Synchiropus splendidus (mandarinfish), 3024 nucleotides long. RefSeq names its product tricarboxylate transport protein B, mitochondrial. The record is from RefSeq and is a predicted model, not a curated record. The coding region runs from base 274 to 1227 and encodes 317 amino acids. Lineage: Eukaryota; Metazoa; Chordata; Actinopteri; Syngnathiformes; Callionymidae. The transcript has 9 exons. Gene Ontology annotation, biological process: mitochondrial citrate transmembrane transport.